AACAGGCAGCUCACGUUUGUCUUUAAAGUUAAUAUACAUCGUUUAAGUAAAUAUCCCAUGGAUUUGGAGACGGGAACAUAUGAGCCUGGCUUUGUUGGGAUACGGUUUUGCCAAGAAUGUAAUAACAUGUUGUAUCCUAAAGAAGACAAAGAAAACCGUAUCCUGCUUUAUGCGUGUAGAAACUGUGACUACCAACAAGAGGCAGACAAUAGCUGUAUAUACGUCAACAAGAUCACGCAUGAAGUCGAUGAGUUGACUCAAAUUAUUGCUGAUGUUUCUCAAGACCCCACAUUACCAAGAACAGAAGAUCAUCCUUGUCCAAAAUGCGGUCACAAGGAGGCAGUGUUUUUCCAAUCUCACAGUAUGAAGGCUGAGGAUGCCAUGCGCCUUUAUUACGUCUGCACAGCCCCCCACUGUGGACACAGAUGGACAGAAUGAUGCUGUUUUUAUUUGUUUCAAAACAAUUACUUGUAUAAAAAUUCCAGGAUUUGUAUUGAGUUAUUUUUAUAGCUGUUGAAAUUUGUUGUCUGAUUGGUU
This is a messenger RNA of Periophthalmus magnuspinnatus, 537 nucleotides long. RefSeq names its product RNA polymerase II subunit I (gene polr2i). The record is from RefSeq and is a predicted model, not a curated record. Gene Ontology annotation, molecular function: nucleic acid binding; zinc ion binding; DNA-directed RNA polymerase activity. Gene Ontology annotation, cellular component: RNA polymerase II, core complex. Gene Ontology annotation, biological process: maintenance of transcriptional fidelity during transcription elongation by RNA polymerase II; transcription initiation at RNA polymerase II promoter; DNA-templated transcription. NCBI's taxonomy places the organism in Eukaryota, Metazoa, Chordata, Actinopteri, Gobiiformes, Gobiidae. The transcript is spliced from 6 exons. Bases 58 to 438 code for a protein of 126 amino acids.